CGACAAGAGACUGUGCUGUACUGCGGCGACUCCGACACACGCCGGAUAGUGCACAACAGGCGCCUCUUAUAACGCUCAGCUUUGUACUCCCACCUCACUACCCCCACUCACCCCCCACCCCCCCACACCACGAUGCCGGCCCUCCCCGCCCUCCGCCUGGCCCGCCGCCCAACCCUUGCCGCGGUCAGGCUGGCCGCGACACGCGCCCAGUCCACCUCGAUCAUGGACACGUCGUUCCUAAACGAGUCGCAGCUCGCCGUGCGCGACGCCGUCGCAAAGGUGUGCGAGCCGUUCGACAAUGCGUGGUGGCGUGACCGCGAGGCGACCAAGGCCGAUCCCAAAGAGUUCCACAAGGCGUUCGCCGACUCGGGCUUCCUGGGAAUUGCGCUGCCCGAGCGCUUUGGCGGCUCUGGCCUCGGUCUGCAGGAGGCCGCGAUCAUGAUGCAGACCAUCACGGAGAGCGGCGCGGGCUUCCCCGGCGCCCAGGCGACCCACGGCAACAUUUACGCCACGCAGCCCCUGGGCAUCUUUGGCACCGACGCGCAGCGCGAGAAGUUUAUCCCCAAGAUUGUGAGCGGAGAGUGGAGGACGUGCUUUGGUGUCACAGAACCCAACACGGGCCUCAACACCCUGUCGCUCAAGACGACGGCGACCCGCAACGCCGACGGCACAUGGACGGUCAAGGGCCAGAAGAUCUGGAUCACCGCGGCGCAGACGGCCAAGGUCAUGAUGCUGCUUGCGCGCACGACGCCACUCGAGGAAGUCAAGAAGAAGAGCGAGGGCCUGACGCUGUUCGUCAUCCCGCUCGACAAGAGCGAGGGCAACGGCCUGUCCAUGCGCCGUAUCCACAAGAUGGGCGGCAACGCCGUCGACUCGAACGAGGUGUGGUUUGACAACUAUGUCAUCCCCGCCGACUCGGUGGUCGGAGGCGAUGAGAACAUUGGCAAGGGCUUCAAGAUGAUCCUGCACGGCAUGAACGCCGAGCGUGUGCUCGUCGGCGCCGAGGCCCUGGGUAUCGGAUACGUCGCGCUGCAGAAGGCGGCCGACUAUGCGGGCGAGCGCGAGGUGUUUGGGCGCAAGAUCGGCCAGAACCAGGGCAUUGCGCACCCGCUCGCCGACGCCUACCUCCAGCUGUACGCGGCGACGGCCGCAACGUACCACGCCGCGCGGCUGUACGACGCCAGCCAGACGGACAAGAGCAUCAGCCAGAACGCCGUCGGCGUCGCCGCCAACGCGGCCAAGGCGCUCGCCGCCGAGGCGGGGUACAAUGCCGCCCAGCGCGCCAUCCUCGCCCACGGCGGCAUGGGCUUUGCCGUCGAGUACGACGUCGAGCGCUGGCUCCGCGAGAGCUUUGUGCCCCGCAUCGCCCCUGUCUCGCGUGAGAUGAUCCUGAACUACGUCGCUGAGCGCGUGCUCAAGCUGCCCAAGAGCUACUAGGCGCGCAAUUGGGUACUGGGGUGGCCGGCAGGCAGGCAGCAGGCAGGUUGCGACGUGUGUGUAUGAUGCCCACGCCGACGGCGUGGUGAUAGUGAGGCCAUAUGCAUUGGGUUG
Molecule: messenger RNA, 1551 nt
Organism: Vanrija pseudolonga
Lineage: Eukaryota; Fungi; Basidiomycota; Tremellomycetes; Trichosporonales; Trichosporonaceae
Gene: fadE12
Product: Acyl-CoA dehydrogenase fadE12
Exons: 2
Coding region: 133-1437 (434 amino acids)
Molecular function (GO): flavin adenine dinucleotide binding; acyl-CoA dehydrogenase activity
Source: RefSeq, a predicted model, not a curated record